AUGUUUUCAAAUGAGAUGGGAGCAAAAAUACUAUUUACUGUUUUAAUCACCUCGACGGUGCUCUGUAACGGCACAGUUCUCGACACUAAGAAGUUGAAGGACGAGCUUUUCGAUUUGGCAUACAAUGGACUUGGUGUACAGAAAAUGCAGGACCAUUUUGAUUCAUUAAGCUUCCGAUCCCUGUCAUUGUCUGGCGAUGAUAUCGUUAGCGAGAUGGAGCUAGCAAUACGACAGAAAGUUUUGUCUACUGUUCAAGCUCUAGAAAAUAUCCGGGAGGCCGUUGAAAAAUCUUUUGAAGAAACAGAAAUCAGAUUCACUCCUUGUUGUGAAAUAGCGGAUAACCUGGAAUUCAAUACGGCGUUUGGUAAAUCGUUGGAUACGCGUAUUGGCUGUACAAGGAUUGCUGACAACGCAGAUCCAAAUCCAAGGUUCCUUUCAAAUGAGGUCAUUGAUGUCAUGAAGGAGAAUUCUGAUUCAUUUUCAAAUCUUAAAUGGCAAUAUUUCGGUAGCGAAGAGGGUGUAUUUACAAUUUAUCCCGCUUCUCUGAUAGAUGAUUGCGACAACUACGACCAUAGGUUCAGUGGAUCUAUGUCUGAUCUGCAAUCUGGCAAAAGCCUAAUAGCCAUAGCAAUAGAUGCUUCCAUCACAGUUCUAGAUACUAUGAAUCCCAAUGAUAAGGUUGGGGUGGUAGCAUUUUCCAGUAUUGUGAAAUUGCCGCCUAUGAUCGGAGACACCAGCUGUUAUGCAAAUGAACUGGCAUUAUCUACUACAAUCAAUAUACAGAAUUUAAAGAAAUUCGUACUAUCUUUGACGGCUUCGGGGGGAACAAAUUACGGUAAAGCAUUUGAAGCAGCGUUUAACUUACUGAAAGCGUCGUACACACCAGAUGUAGACAUCGAACGAGACCAAGUCAUCAUUUUUUUGACCGACGGUGAGCCCACAGACACCAAGGCAAGCAUCAUGAGUACAAUCCGUUCAAAGAAUGAAGAAAUGGAGAACAAAGUGACCAUUUUGACCUUUGGUCUUGGUUCCGAUUCUGGGAUAAAUUUUCUGCAGGAUAUUGCAAAUCAAAACUUUGUAAAACAUGGAGUUGAGGAAGCAAAUAUUAGCAUUGGAGAAACUAAGCAAGGUGUAUUUACUCACGUGACUGAUUACAAUUUAUUGCGCAGUAAAAUGGCUAGAUAUUAUGAUUAUUUUGCAAACUUUGAUAAGCUGACUGACGAGCCCAUAUUUUCAGUUCCAUACCAAGAUAGUUUUGGACUUGGAAUGAUGACAACCGCAGCAGUGCCUGUGAAAUAUAACCAUGUACUUAAGGGAGUAGUGGGUGUUGACAUAACCUUGACAGACCUAUUAGAAGAAGUCACCUUUUUUACAGGAGGGCAGAAUUCGUACGCACUUGUGUUUGAAGUCGACACUUACGCAAUCGGACGUACAUUGCUUCAUCCAUUGUUACCGUCACCGUUAGUCAUCGAAGACGAACCAGUAUAUGUGCAUAUUACUUCACUGGAAAGAGAACAAGAGUUUUACGACCGUGUGUACAAUUAUGCAACAAAUGAUGGGACAUUCGGAAACGCGACAUUUACUUCACGACGAUAUAUUUCACGAGGAAACCAAAGAACAGAAGGUGUCAACAAAAUGUCCGUACUAUCCACAUAUCACUGGCGACGUGUUAUCGGUUCCAACUAUAUUGUAUGUCUCGUUGAAGCUGUUGAUUUCGACGUAGUCGAGCUGUUCGGACAGGGUCCCAAAGCGUCUGCUGAUGACUUUGUGUAUCAUCGUCUUGAUAUAGUACCACCAGAUACUUCAUGCAAAUAUGUAAACAGAUUAGCCACUAAAGAGCAGUCGACUGUUAAGUUUGCACCAAGAGCUUUUAGUAGUCCGGCUCAAUACCUUCAAUAUGAAGAAACAGAAUCUAUUGUAGAACAGUACCAAAACUACAUGAUGGAUGCAUCGUCUAUAAAUACGCAUUUUAAGGAUAGGGUGCGUGACGCUGUAAUAGUAACUGCUAAAGUAAAUGAAAUUUGGAAGAGUGAAGAUGCUGAUAUGUAUAAGCACUACACACUAUUUCGGUACAUGGGAACAAGGAAUGGCGUGUACCGACAGUUACCUGGGAUUACGAUGAGCAAAGUACACGACACUACAGUGAGACCCUGGUACGAAAGAGCAAAAAGCAAUGCAGAUAUACUUACAUUGUCAGUGCCAUACGCAGACGCUAAUGGGGCUGGUGAGGUUAUAGCAUUGAGCAAAGCAAUCACUGAAAGUUUAAGUUCAACUUCGACGUCAUCUAAUGUGCUAGCUGUUAUGGGUAUGGAUUUCACGAUAUCAUAUUUCUACAAUAUGCUGACUAAGCACUACCCGGAAUGUGAAGAGUUCAGCAACAGUUGCUUUGUGAUGGACAGUAGUGGAUUUUUAGUUAUACAUCGAGAUUUCACCGAGUCUGAUUCUGACGUGAGUGAUAUCCAUAUCAUGGAAAAGGAGCCGAAUGUUGCGGAGGACUUGUUGGAGAAAAGGAUUCUUAAAAAAAAACAGUGUGUGGAUUUUCAGAAGAUUAAAAACCUGAAUUACUAUAUAGCAGAGCGUGUGGGGUCAACAGCGACUAUUGAUAAUAUGAACAAUGCAAAUAAGUGUAAACGUUACAGACUUGCCCAUGUACAAGAUACAAACGUCUACCUGGGUAUUGUAUACAAGGCUACAGGAUGUAACCAACACUGCCCAUGUUAUUAUGAAACCUGUAUGCAUACAUCUGCAGACAAUGAAUGUGAAUGCCCAUGUUUAUCACCAACAGAAUACGAAUAUUGUAAGGACCAAUUUUCAUUCACGAGUGAUGAUGAUCCAACUUGUCUACCCCCAAGACCAUCAAUAUCUCCAGUUAUUGAAGAUACCGAUGCUUAUACGGGUUUAGGUGAAUGCUAUAACGCAAACUGUACAAGUAAACAAGCUGCAAGUGAAUGUAACGCAUAUGUCAGUUGCAAGUGGAAUAAAGAAAACGGCGCAUGUGUAAACAUGUUUUUAACAAUUGAUGAUGACGCUUCUAAUAAUUCGUCAAUAGUCAUUAUUGUCAUUAUUGUCAUUGUGUUGAUACUUGUGGUUAUCGUGUUUUCAAUUAUACUGGUACUCAAGUUUAAACCUGGGCGACAAAAAUCGUACAGCGAUAACAAUGCCGACACAGUGAUAACAUAUGACAAUAGAGCUGCUGCUGCAAGUGCCCCUCCGAUUGUGCCCCAAGAUGCGGCUCUUCAACAGGUCCCAGUAAACCCAUACUACACAGAAAUGCAUGGUGACAAUCAAGGCUAUUUAGUUUCCCAGCAACAACCACCGCCGCAAGCUUUUCAACCGAUGAAUAUAUAA
Molecule: messenger RNA, 3348 nt
Organism: Saccoglossus kowalevskii
Lineage: Eukaryota; Metazoa; Hemichordata; Enteropneusta; Harrimaniidae
Product: VWFA and cache domain-containing protein 1-like
Cellular component (GO): voltage-gated calcium channel complex
Molecular function (GO): voltage-gated calcium channel activity
Source: RefSeq, a predicted model, not a curated record